AGAUGGCGGUGUGCAUCGCGGUGAUCGCCAAGGAGCUGGCAUUCACGGUGCCAUACUGGGAAGGCUCCACAGAGUGGAAGGUGGCCAGGACACAGUGAACCACAGAAUUACCCCCUGUACAUCCGCAGCACCCCCAUGGAGAGUGAGCUGAAGUUCCACUACAUGGUGCACACCUCCCUGGAUGUGGUAGAUGAGAAGAUCUCCACCAUGGGGAAGGCCCUGGUGGACCAGAGGGAGCUCUACCUGGGCCUGCUGUACCCAACAGAGGACUACAAGGUAUACGGCUACGUGACCAACUCCAAGGUGAAGUUUGUCAUGGUGGUGGAUUCCUCCAACACAGCCCUUCGAGACAACGAAAUCCGCAGUAUGUUCCGGAAGCUGCAUAACUCCUACACAGAUGUGAUGUGCAACCCCUUCUACAACCCUGGGGACCGCAUCCAGUCCAGGGCCUUCGACAGCAUGGUGACGUCUAUGAUGAUCCAGGUGUGCUGAGCAGGACUGCCCUGAGGAGACGCCUGUGCCGAGCUGUGUAGAGACUUCCCUUUCUGUCAUUUCUGUCCUGAGUGUUGAGACGUGCCCGGGGGCGGGGUGGGCUGGAGCGGGUGCCUCCCCACUAAAGGCCUUUUGAGGUGA
Molecule: messenger RNA, 633 nt
Organism: Urocitellus parryii (Arctic ground squirrel)
Lineage: Eukaryota; Metazoa; Chordata; Mammalia; Rodentia; Sciuridae
Source: RefSeq, a predicted model, not a curated record